GGUGUUUGAUCAUUUCCCCAAAUGAAUCAUUUCCUAAAAUCAAUAGAGUUUGAGGCCGCUGCAACUCAUACGAUCUGAUAAAUGUUUUGAGAUUUUGUGGAUGAAGAAAACGGAAAGAUGAGCUGCGAUCGACUCAGUGAGUUGCCCGACUCUUUAAUUUUCGAUAUUUUUCAGUUUCUGCCGAUUUCGGAUGUUGUUCGGACAACAUUUCUCUCCAAGCGAUGGAAUAACCUCUGGACCACCUUCCCUUUUCUCAUUUUCAAUGAUCGUGAGCUGAUAACUGAUUCUGAUAAAUUUCGAAACUUCAUUAAUGGGGUCGUGAAUUCUUGGAGAGGGAUCAAGAUUACGGGAUUAAGUUUUGAUUUAGUCGGUUCCGAUCCUAAGCUUAAGGAGCCUUAUCCUAGUGAUAAUGAUAUUGCUUCGUGGAUGCACUUCGCGACUGAGAAAAACGUCGAAGCAUUGAUAUAUUAUAUAGCCCACCAAUUUGAGGUGCCGCAGUUCCUCUACUCAUGUUCAUCCCUUAAAGUUUUGAAGUUAAUACUUUGGUACCCUCAAAUUCAUGGUAAUGUGCAAUGGGAUCGACUCAAGAAAUUGACAAUUGUUUGUAUAGGCUUCACUCAAAAUACAAUUGAUCAAAUUUUGCGUGGUAGCCCUCGCUUGGAAUUGUUUGAUUUGACUCUUGGCGGCCAAAGCAGUGCAGACACGAGAGAAUAUUGCAGCAUAGACUUGAGCAUCCGAUCUAGCAGUUUGAUGCAUCUUAUAUUGUGUUAUAAGAAAGAUGGCGGUAACAUAGAUCCCGAGCUGAGAAUUUGGACCCCGAAUCUUCAAAUACUGUAUAUUGGUGGAAUUCCAUAUCGCAAGUGUUUGCUGAUUAACGUUUCGUCUUUACUUAAAGUGUCCAUUGACAUUCGCGGGUUUCCAAACGAGUUUCCUGGGACUGAGUUUGUGGGAGAGACGCUCACUCGAAUAUUUCCAACCUUCAAACAUGUACAAUUCGUGAUAUUUACAAAUUGGUGCAUCAAGUCAGUUGGAGCCAUGAAAAGCAAACAUUAUCUUUCACCUCUUCCAAUUGCCAUCAUCUUGAGGCUCGUUGUUUCUCCCAAAGAAUACAAACACAUUGUUGUAGUUCUUGAGUUGUUCCCUAACUUGAGGAACUUAUACAUUGAUACCAUCUAUAAAAACUGUGUAGCAGAGCAUGCCGAGAGUUUAUUUGAGUUUGACCAUAACCUCCCCGACUGGUUUCUGCAGCUUCUGGUUCGAGUUGAUGUCAUUGGUGACGACUCCAUAUUUCCAUUGAUACAAAUUUUGCUCAAGUACGCGACUAACCUAGUAGUGAUGGAUUUCACGCUAGAAAAAGGUAAGCAAUCGGGUAUACCGUGCAAGUCUUUGUUUAUGGUAUCACUGAAGUUGCUAGAAAUGGAAAUAUCCUCCCCAAAUGCAAACUUGGUUUUCCGCUCAGAUCGUGCUAAGUACCCUAAACUUAAUAAUACAUACGUUGUUGAUAUAAUAAAGAUGCCUUGAAAUUAGAUAGGGAAACCACACCAUUAAUCUAGUAAUGUUCUAUUAAUAAAUUCAGUUUUGAUUGAGCUGAACUUAAUAAUAUAUACAUUAUUCAGUUAUU
Salvia miltiorrhiza (redroot sage) is the source of this 1621-nucleotide messenger RNA. Its product is annotated as F-box/LRR-repeat protein At3g26922-like. The record is from RefSeq and is a predicted model, not a curated record. The transcript has 3 exons. Gene Ontology annotation, molecular function: protein binding. NCBI's taxonomy places the organism in Eukaryota, Viridiplantae, Streptophyta, Magnoliopsida, Lamiales, Lamiaceae. Bases 118 to 1521 code for a protein of 467 amino acids.